UUCGCCGCAGUUUCCAAAAAUAUCCCGAAGCCUAUAAAUGGAAACCCCAAACCCUGAAUUGACCAAAAAUCCAAAUUCAGAGAAAAAUCCACAAAACUCCUUUCUAAAAAUUCUCCAAUCCCGAAUUGAAAUGGAGAUCAACUGUGCGGCACAGUACGAUCGCGUAUUGAGUUACUUCGACGAAGAUGGAGACGGCAAGAUUUCGCCGUCGGAGCUGAGGAAUCGGCUGGGAUUAAUGGGCGGAGAGCUGCUGCAGGCGGAGGCUGAGGCGGCGGUGGAAUCGCUGGACUCGGACGGCGAUGGAUUGCUGUGCGCCGGCGAUUUCGAACGGCUACUGGAGGUUGGGGAGGAAGAGAAAUUGAAGGAUUUGAAAGAGGCGUUUGCUCUGUACGAUUGUGAAGGUUGCGGGUUCAUUACUCCGAAAAAUUUGAAGAAAAUGCUAAGAAAAUUGGGGGAAAGAAAAUCCACCGAGGAGUGUAAAUUGAUGAUUCGUCGCUUCGAUUUGAACGGUGACGGUUUGAUUAGCUUUGAGGAGUUUCAGAUCAUGAUGGCUUAACUCUGUACAUAUCUUCAUUUCUUUUUCUUUCUUACAUCGACAUAUUCUUUUUAAUUUCAUUUUUUUGGAUAUCUGAUUAUUCAAUUCAUUUUAGUUGUUGAAUUUGGGGCAUUUCCCAUUUGUAUAAAUACACAAACACAUUUCUAUCUGUAGACUUUUGAGAUUAUAUGAAUAAAUAAUGACGUGAGUUUAGCUGGGUUGAAUA
Messenger RNA from Benincasa hispida (wax gourd), 761 nucleotides. RefSeq names its product putative calcium-binding protein CML19. The record is from RefSeq and is a predicted model, not a curated record. Gene Ontology annotation, molecular function: calcium ion binding. NCBI's taxonomy places the organism in Eukaryota, Viridiplantae, Streptophyta, Magnoliopsida, Cucurbitales, Cucurbitaceae.